CCUCUGUGUGCCCAGGGCGGGAUGCGGGGCUGCCCCGAUAACGCUUAUCGCGGAGCCCAGCGGGGCGGCGGCUCCGGUCAACAACGGGACCGACACCCGGUGCCCACCGGCAAGUGCCGCGGCCCCUUUAAGUGCAUUGCUGCUUUAAGCCGCGCUGCUGUUGCCCUUUUAAGCGCGGGCCCCCAGGACCACCAACGGGACCCCGAGGGAGGUGUCUGGCCACGCCCACCCCACCCUAAAGGGCGUGGCUUCACCGGAGGCCACGCCCACAUCGCGUCUCUUAAAGGGGCAGCGCUGCGCAGGAGAUCGCGCAACUGGAAGCGCAACGCAGGUCCCGCUGCGAUGCUGCUGCUCCGCGCUGCCGCUAUCGCCGCCGGGCACAGGCUCCCGCUGCCCCGCCGCGCCUGCUCCCGCUUCACCCCCGGUAACCCGGCGGCGGGGGGGCGGCGGGGGGCGGCCACGGUGCUGGCGGCGCUGCUGGGCCUCGGAGCUGCGCUGGCCUAUGGGGAGCGGCGGCGGAGGGUGGCGCAGGCGGCGCAGGCCCCCCCGAGCAGCCGGUACCCCCGGUACACACGGGAGGAGGUCGGGAGGCAUCGCUCCCCCCAGGACCGCGUCUGGGUCACUCACGGCACCGACGUCUUCGAUGUCACCGACUUCGUGGAGCUUCACCCCGGGGGGGCCGAGAAGCUGCUGCUGGCGGCCGGGGGCGCCCUCGAGCCCUUCUGGGCCCUUUACGCCGUCCACAACCAACCCCACGUCCUGGAGCUGCUGCGGGAGUUCAAGGUGGGGGAGCUCAGCCCCGACGAGGCCCCCCCGGACCCCAGCGCCGCUCAGGACCCGUUCGCCGGGGACCCCCCCCGGCACCCGGGGCUGCGCAUCAGCAGCCGGAAGCCGUUCAACGCCGAGACCCCCGCGGAGCUGCUGACCGAGCGCUUCCUGACCCCCAACGAGCUCUUCUUCACCCGCAACCACCUCCCGGUGCCGGCGGUGGACCCGGGCUCGUACCGGCUGCGCGUGGAGGGCCCCGAGGGCCGGGUCCUGUCGCUGUCGCUGUCGGAGCUGCGGAGCCGCUUCCCCAAGCACGAGGUGACGGCAACGCUGCAGUGCGCCGGGAACCGGCGCUCCGAGAUGAGCCGCGUGCGCCCCGUCAAGGGCCUGGCCUGGGACAUCGGCGCCAUCGGCACCGCUCGCUGGGGCGGCGCGCGGCUGCGGGACGUGCUGCUGCACGCAGGGUUCGGUGAGGAGCGCGAUGGCGAAUGGCACGUGUGCUUCGAGGGGCUCGACGCCGACCCCGGCGGGGCUCCCUACGGGGCUUCCAUCCCCUACGGCCGCGCGGUCAGCGCCGGCGCCGACGUCCUGCUCGCCUAUGAGAUGAACGGGGAGGAGCUGCCCCGCGACCACGGCUUCCCGGUGCGCGUCGUGGUGCCCGGCGUGGUGGGCGCCCGCAGCGUCAAGUGGCUGGGGCGGGUGGCGGUGAGCGCGGCCGAGAGCCCCAGCCACUGGCAGCAGAACGACUACAAGGGCUUCUCGCCCUGCGUGGACUGGGACUCGGUGGAUUACAGCUCAGCACCAGCCAUCCAGGAGCUGCCGGUGCAAUCGGCCAUCACCCACCCGCGCCCCGGCGCGGCCGUGCCCCCGGGGGAGCUGACGGUGAAGGGGUACGCGUGGAGCGGCGGCGGGCGCGACGUGGUGCGCGUGGACGUGUCCCUGGACGGCGGCCGCACCUGGAGCGUGGCGAGCCUGGCAGGGGAGCGCGCGGCGCCGGGACGAGCGUGGGCCUGGAGGCUGUGGGAGCUGCGGGCGCCGGUGCCGGCGGGCGCCCAGCUGGAGAUCGUGUGCAAGGCUGUGGACCGGAGCUACAACGUCCAACCCGACACCGUGGGGCCCAUCUGGAACCUGCGCGGGGUCCUUAGCAACGCCUGGCACCGCGUCCCGGUCACCGUCACCCGCUGAGCCCCCGGCCCCCCCGCCCCGUGCCGCGGAGCGAAGGUCGCUGAGGUUUAUGGCCCCCGACGUGUGAAAGUGGCUCCAUAAAGAUAGUGAAGCUUU
This is a messenger RNA of Melopsittacus undulatus (budgerigar), 2049 nucleotides long. RefSeq names its product sulfite oxidase (gene SUOX). The transcript has 4 exons. The coding region runs from base 22 to 1953 and encodes 643 amino acids. Gene Ontology annotation, biological process: sulfur compound metabolic process. Lineage: Eukaryota; Metazoa; Chordata; Aves; Psittaciformes; Psittaculidae. Gene Ontology annotation, molecular function: sulfite oxidase activity; molybdenum ion binding; molybdopterin cofactor binding. Gene Ontology annotation, cellular component: mitochondrion. The record is from RefSeq and is a predicted model, not a curated record.